Molecule: messenger RNA, 1819 nt
Organism: Fomitopsis serialis
Lineage: Eukaryota; Fungi; Basidiomycota; Agaricomycetes; Polyporales; Fomitopsidaceae
Exons: 5
Coding region: 401-1819 (472 amino acids)
Biological process (GO): ribophagy; protein deubiquitination
Cellular component (GO): Ubp3-Bre5 deubiquitination complex; cytosol; ribonucleoprotein complex
Molecular function (GO): mRNA binding
Source: RefSeq, a predicted model, not a curated record
ACGAACUUGCGACGAACUGAAGGGAAAUGUGAGGCGUCUCCACGAUAUUCGGGCUCCGAUAAGACUUGCAAGUCUCGGCCAGACAGGGCGAGACGAGGUGGCCCAGGGUGGCCCACAUGGUCGUAUUCCCAUCAUAUUGAUGCACCAGCAUUUGAGGCGUCGUGUACGGCCACGGCAGCGACAACCUGGCCUGCGACAAAAGGGCCACUGGUACAACUCGUUGUCUAUUCCAGCGUCGAUGUGUUGUGGCAGAGUACCGCGGAGCUUGACGGAGUGCGAAUGAGUGGCACGGUGGUCGCGUCAGGGCGUCUGGUAAUUUGUUGUCCUUCGACUCUGCUGCCUCCGUGGCCCACACGCACCUUCUCCCCCGCAUCAUCUCCCAUUUUCACGUAGCACCAUCAUGAACACCAACGGCACUUCCACCGUCAAUCCUUCCGAAGUCGGCUGGCAAUUCGUCCCGCAAUACUACACGUUUGUUAACAAACAGCCCAAUCGUUUGCACUGCUUCUACACUAAAGCCUCUACAUUUGUCCAUGGCUUGGAGGGCGAGGAUAUCAAGCCGUGCUUUGGCCAGCAGGAAAUUCACAAUAAAAUCACUUCCAUCGGUUUCCAAGAUUGCAAAGUCUUCAUACACUCGGUCGACGCUCAGUCCUCUGCAAACGGCGGCAUCAUCAUCCAGGUCAUCGGUGAGAUGUCAAAUCAGGGCGAGCCCUGGCGCAAGUUUGUCCAGACGUUCUUCCUCGCCGAGCAGCCCAACGGCUACUUUGUGCUCAACGACAUCUUCCGUUUCCUCAAGGAGGAGGCCGUUGAGGACGACCAGGCGACACCUUCUUCGCCGUCGCCCGUGCCACCCGCUCCCAUUGAGUUCCUUCCGGAGCCCGUCGCGUCACCUACGCCCCCGCCUGCUCCUGCGCCGGAGGAGCCCCCGGCGCCUCCUACUCCCGAACCUGCACCUACACCUGAGCCUGUGCAGCAGCAGCCCAACGGUGUGCACCCGGAGCACGAACAGGAAGCUAUUCUAACUCCCCCCAGGUCGCCAUCGCCCGCCCCGGAGCCACCAGCAACAGCGUCGCCCCCGCCCGUGUCGCCCCCACCGAAGGAGCAGCCGCUCCCCGCACCAGUUGUCCCCGCACCGCAGCCGCCGCCACCACAGGCCGCUCCACCACCAGUGGCUCAGCCUGCUCCUGCUCCUGCUCCUGCCGCUCCCCAGCCUCAGCAGCCACCUCAGCGGAAGACCUGGGCAAACCUGGCGGCGAAGGACUCGAACAAGUGGGGCGCGGCGGUGGCAAAUGACGCGCGUGGUGUGAGCGAGGCUCCUGUGAUGACGGGCACGCCAGUCCCGGUCAACGGACCUCAGUCGCCCGCGCCGCAUGUGACGACGCGGCCAACGGUGCAACACGCGCAUCCGAGCCUGGUCGCUGCUCAGACAGUCGCGACGCCCCAGUGCUUCGUCAAGAGCGUGACGGAGAACAUCUCGGACGCGGCGCUGAAGAAGACGCUCACCGAGCGGUUCGGGCCGAUCAAGGAGUGCGAGGUCCUGCGCAACAAGGCGUGCGCGUUCCUCGAGUUCACGCAGCUCGACGCGGCACGGCGCGCGAUCGUCGCGUCGCUCCCGAUUCCGCAGGGCGGCGAGGGCGGCAUCCGCAUCGAGGGCGCGGAGGGCAACGCGAGGAUCUUCGUGGAGACUCGCAAGGAGCGCAGUGAGCGCCCGCCGCCGCGCGGCGGGCCGAUGGGUGGCGACCGGGGACGGGGUGGUGGCUUCCGCGGGCGCGGAGGCCCUGGCGGGCGUGGACGGGGUGCACCGCCGCCGCAAAAGUAA